This is a messenger RNA of Fragaria vesca subsp. vesca, 1179 nucleotides long. RefSeq names its product putative peptide/nitrate transporter At2g38100-like. Gene Ontology annotation, biological process: transmembrane transport. The coding region runs from base 1 to 1179 and encodes 392 amino acids. The transcript has a single exon. The record is from RefSeq and is a predicted model, not a curated record. NCBI's taxonomy places the organism in Eukaryota, Viridiplantae, Streptophyta, Magnoliopsida, Rosales, Rosaceae. Gene Ontology annotation, molecular function: transmembrane transporter activity. Gene Ontology annotation, cellular component: membrane.
AUGUCAACCCCAACCGUCCUUUCUCGGGCAACAGGUACUUGCAGCACAGAUGAGCCCGAAUGCAUUGGCCAAGUACAAAAGCUUCUGUUUAACGUAGCAUUGCCUCUAAUAGCUGUGGCAGUUUCUUGCCACAAAACCUCGGGAUUGACGUAUAGAUUGAAGUCAUUUCUGAAUGAGAAGUCACCAUCCAAAGGGGCAGGCUUCUACUGUGAAGCUGUUUUAGGGUUUGUGCUAAUGCUCUUCGUUCCUUUAGUUUCACUGGGGGCAAUUGGUUAUAUAGAAACUUGGUCAGUCAAGUUUGGGAUCCCAGCUAUAUUCAUCGUGGUAUCACUUAUUCUCUUCCUGAUUAAUUCAGGUUCAUACCAACCUCAAACUAGAGCAGAAUGGAGCCUGCUUGGUGCCACUGUUUUUAGGAAAAAAGAUUCCAGAAGCAUCCUAUCAUUGAUACCCGUAUCCAUUAGCUUUAUCUUACUAGGUGUUGUAUCUUCUCUUGGAAACACUUUCUUCAUCGAACAAGCCGUAGACAUGGAUCACUAUGUCGGAAGCUUGUGGGUUCCGAUAAUUAUCCUUCCAGUUUUCCAACAUUCUUACAAGAAGAAAAGAGCAAUAAGUUUUGGUCUCAAUCCAAACUUGGGGAUUGCAUUCUCGAUGGUAUUUGCAAUUGUGAGCUGCAUCACAGCUGCAAGAAUGGAGACGAGGAGGUUAGGCGUGAUCACAAGCCAGGACGAACAUGAGGAAACCAUUCCCAUGACCAUGUUUUGGUUGCUUCCACAGUUUCUUCUCCUCGGGUUGUCUGAAGCGAUUUCAGAUAAAAGCAUUGCAGAUUUCUUCUGUAAUGAGUUGGUCCUCGAACCUAAUGAUGUCGAGGCAACAAGAGAAUCAAAUCGUAAGUACAUGGAGUUCUUAGCUCAGGCUCUUAGUGGAGUGGGAAUUAUAUUCGGUUUGUUAUUGGUAUAUAUAGUAAGGGACGUAACUGCUGCAAAUGGAGGGACGAGUUGGUUCGGCAACACUGUAAACACGAGUCGUUUGGACAAGUACUACUGGACCUUGGCUGCAUUUAGUGCUGCUAAUCUGGUGUUAUUUGGUGUUGUGAUCUCUUCACAUCGGCUUUGCACUAAAUCAAGGUCAGUGGACGAUGAGCAACCUUAUUACAGUACUAUUGUCCCACUGAUAGCAUAA